Messenger RNA from Homarus americanus (American lobster), 6167 nucleotides. Its product is annotated as FYVE, RhoGEF and PH domain-containing protein 4-like. Gene Ontology annotation, biological process: filopodium assembly; cytoskeleton organization. Gene Ontology annotation, molecular function: metal ion binding; guanyl-nucleotide exchange factor activity. The transcript is spliced from 13 exons. Gene Ontology annotation, cellular component: cytoplasm. The record is from RefSeq and is a predicted model, not a curated record. The coding region runs from base 841 to 4803 and encodes 1320 amino acids. NCBI's taxonomy places the organism in Eukaryota, Metazoa, Arthropoda, Malacostraca, Decapoda, Nephropidae.
CUCUGGUUUGCUGGGGUGCUUCUCUGGCCUCACUAAAGAACUCUACUUUAAAUCCGGCUGCAAAGGCCCGAAAACGAUUUAAAUAUUUCUUCAUCGAGAGAGUACACAAGUUGUUCGUCUUCCAUAGUGAAAUGUGUGUUAGUGGGGUCUGAUUGAGACAUCUUGUUUGAAAAUGAAAAAAAAAACGCACUUGUUUCUUGUAGAUUGGAAUCUAUGAAAGCUGUUGAUUGUGCUUGUAAAAUUGUUAUUAGAUAGAUCGUUCAUAAUAUUGAUAACAUCCGAUCAUAACAACGUGUUUGGAAAGACAAUGAAAACACAUACCAUAAUAUCUUCUGUUCACUCACGGAUGUUAUUUGUUUUCAUAUCGAAGUACUGUAUAUAAAAAUUAUGUUUGAAACGACAUAAAUAAUGGUAGCAGCGGAAGUUACAUUACCAAUACCAUGUUUUGAGUAUGUCCCGGAAGCAAGGCGGGAGUAAAUACUGCUAGUGUAAGAGUAAACAAUGUGGGAGCUGCUUAUAGCUGUGACAGUAUUAGUCACAGGGGUACCAACCUCAUAUGCAAAACAGUGUGUAGGGUUACCUGUAUGCAUAACAUAAUAAAUGCCCGAAUGAUCUCUCUAUAGAAGACAAAAACAGAGGUCUGGAGUGUAAAACAAAACCGGAAAUAGAUUCUUCGCCUGACGUCAUAGUGAUAUGCCCUUGUUGUCAUAUCCUGCUGGAUAUGGUAAUAAUGGAAACGUUUGAAGUAAAGUUAAUGCCAUGGGUGGCAACCUUUCCGCUGACUCAGAUAAUACUAGUGUACUUUGUAACUCCAGAUGACCCCUAGGGAAGGCCAACAAGAUGGUAGACAUGCAUAGCGUCACGCGCAUCACCACAAUCCCCAAACAACAAGAUACAAUUGAUAAGAUGCUUCCACCUCACAUUGUGCGUCGUGACACUGCCAGCGGAACCCACACAGAGGGUUAUAAGACGGUGUUCUUUGACAACUUGCCCUCGAGAGAGACUACUUUAAGAGGAGGCGGUGAUCUGGAAGCCAAACAGAAAUCCGUUUAUAGUGAUCAUAAAGAUGGUCCAAGGGGAGGAGAGAACCCGCUUCCGUACAACAUGGCAAGACAGAAGGAGUUGAAAACUUCUGGCGAGAAACUUAAUGAAAUUGUAUCACACGGAACUAGUGAGAAUGUUCUUAUUAACGGUGCUCUGGAUAACGACACUUGCAUCACUAAUGAGAAUAAUGAUGAAUCAAAACCUUUUGACUUACAUUCUUCAGUUAAAGAUGACAGAUUUUCCAAUAAUUGUCAUUAUCCGGGGAAAAUAAACGGCAUAGACUGUGAAAGACAGAGAAUUGGAAAAAGAAAUAGAGAAAUUGGGGGUAGUGUCAGAGAAAUUAGAUGCAGUGAAUGGAAAAUUAAAGAUAGCCUCCGAAAAAUCGGAAGCAGUGACUGGAAAGUCAGAGGUAGUGACUCAAAAACUAAAGGCAGUUACGAGAGACUCGGUGGUAGUGUCGGAAAAAUUGAAGACAGUGGCGAGAAAAUCGGAAGCUAUUUUCGAAAAAGCAAUAGCUGUGGCGGGAAAAUUGGAAGCAGUGAUGGAAAAAUCAACUGUCUCGUCACAGUCAACAAGAGCAAUAACGGUUCCAGUAAUAUCCUCCAGAAGCCCACCAGAAGCACAGAACUUCUCACUAAGGGUUAUGUAGAGAAAGAUGAUCUUGUGGCAGCAAGCCUUUCGGGUAGGAGGAACAAAUCCGUGAGCGAUGAAGAAGAGGAGGUACGCAAGAUCGGGAAAGGAACGGCCAGUAAGUUAGGGCGGGCAUUCUCCUUUAGUCCUGCUAGUAAAAAUAAACCUGCUACCCCCACCAGCACUUCCAGAGUGAAUAGGCUGUUGGAGAGGUGGUUGUUGCGGAAGAGCAACCCCAUCUUCCCCUCCUUCAGCCAGUUUAUUAAUGACUAUAUUUUCAAACCUUUAUCUCGGAAGUCGAGUGAUCCCACAACCUUAAAAACAGAGACAGAUGGGGACGAGAGGGGGAAAGGGGGAGAUGAGCUAAAAUGCAGCGGAUGUGACCUAAUGGGGAAUGAAGAGAAAGGAGAUAAAACAAAGAGAGAAUUUGAUCAUAGAAAAAUUUUUCAUAAAUUUGAGAAUAGUGAAGAGAAAGAAACAGUUAAAAAUUACUCUGAGAAAGGACAUGAGAGAGAGGAAUGGGAUGAUGAAGUAUUUAUUGAGGCAGACGAAUAUGACUGCCAAAAGCUUACGAGGAAAUAUGAUAAGGACAAUUUACAAGAUGGUGAUAACGAAGAGUACUUACUUGAGAGCGGAUGGGUCAAGAAGAGGGUCUCUCAGAUCGAGAGACAGAUUGCCACCAAGAAGCUGGAGAACACCCAGAGUACUACAAGGAAAAAAAGCAGCGACAGCAUUUUGCCUCAUAUUACGGAAGGUGACAUGGACUGGGUUAUCUCAAAGGCAACGGACACUGUUCAUUCACUGACGAUAGUUGAAGGAGAGGAGGAGAGAGUCUUGGCUGGUAACGAUAAAACUAAUGAUAAAAAGGAUGAAAUGCAAGAAGAAACGGUGGAGCUUAAAACAGCAGAAACCGAGAAUUCAGGCGACGACAGCGAUACUGACACAGAGGAAGACGAAGUGGGAGAUAUAGUGGUGUUCAGAUCCAAGUCCCAAAAUAGACCCACUUCAUUGUACCGCUCCUCUAACCGUCCUCCCUCUCUCUACCGGUACUCCGCCUUGCGCCCGAGGACCCUCAUCAUCGGUUUAGGAGUUUGUACAGAGACGCAGUUCUUCAGCGAAUCCUUCGGUGACGGCGUGAGUGAAACAGAGAGCGAAGAUGAAGAGGAGGAUGCCGCGCCCAUCACCAUCCACCCUGCCCACACCACGCCUACCACUCCCCGCCCACAGUCCCGCCCAUCAUCACCCUCUAGGAUGUCAAGAUCACAUUCUCCACUCUCUGAUAUGGACACCGAGUCCAAGAGAAACUCGCAGGCUGUGAGCACAGAGCCAUCUGACUUGGAGGAUCAUAGUUCACUGACGACAAGUGAUUUGGAAUCUUGCCAUGACCUUGCUGCACUCGAUGCCCGCAAGGAUAAAGCAUAUAGGAUUGUCCUCGAGCUCCUACAUACAGAGAGGACAUAUGUUAAGGUCUUGCAUCUGAUUGAUCAGGAGUUCCAGUUCCGGGUAGAUAACGAAAACCGAGCCCACCAUAUGUUCCCUCAAGAUGUUAUUCCACACAUGUUUUCAAAUGUUAAAUCCAUCUACAAACUUCACCACGACUUUCUUCUGCCACAACUGGAGGAACGCAUGGCUCAGUGGGAACAAAACAGAAGGAUAGGUGAUAUCAUGAAAAGCUUUGCCCCCUUCUUGAAGAUGUACACUGAGUAUGUGCGGAACUUUGAUAAUGCUAUGACACUCAUCAGCCAGUGGCAAUCAAAGUGCCCUCGCUUUGCUGCCAUCAUGGAUGAAAUUCAUUCUUUGGAGGUAUGUGGGAACCUGACUCUGCAGCAUCAUAUGCUCUCACCUGUACAACGCAUUCCCCGGUAUGAAAUGUUAUUACGAGAUUAUUUAAAAAAGCUACCCGAGGACUCGCCAGAUCGUCAUGAUACAGAGAAGGCGCUACAUUUAGUGUCAACAGCUGCAAAUCAUGCAAAUGAUGCCAUGAAGAAGAUUGAUAAAUUUGAAAAGUUACUUGAGAUUCAAGAGAGUUUAGGAGGUGCCGAAGACCUUGUCUCUCCCACGAGAGAACUGAUUAAGGAGGGCAAGAUUAUCAAAAUCUCAGCUAGGUCUGGAGAUCAUCAAGAGAGAUACAUAUUUUUGUUGACAGAUUUGCUCUUGUUGUGUUCUCCGCGACUGAUGGGAGGCCGGGUAAUGAGUGGCCCACAGUAUCGCCUUCGUGCUAAAUAUCAUGUAGAAAACCUGAUGGUGCAAGAGGGAGACAAUCUUGAAACGGCAAACACUUUCUACAUCAAGGAUAACAACAAAUCUGUGGAACUUUAUACACAGACCUUGGAGGAAAAGGAGCAGUGGCUAGAGGCAUUUAUCCGGGCAAUCCAUGAGACUUCACAGAGGAAAUCAUCUCUCAAACUACAUUUUAACCCAGAUCAGCGCAUUGUGGAUGUUGAUCUUGGUCAAAAGCAACCUAUGCUUAUUCGCUCUGACUCAGUCACUAAGUGUAUGCUAUGUAGUAGUCAAUUCACCAUGGUACGGAGGAAGCACCAUUGUCGAGCAUGUGGGGAGGUUGUGUGCAGUAAGUGCUCCGGUUUCAAAGCAUCUCUUGCAUACGAAAGUGGAAAGAGUGUAAGAGUGUGUCGGGAUUGUCACAAAAAACUGCAAGAGCUUUCUUCAUCAACUGCCACACCUUCUCCAGAGAUUGAUGAAGCUGAUGAAUGCUCCUUAUACAGUACCAAAGAACCACCUGAUUUACCUUUUAGGAAUAGAGGAGUGUUAGAGGUUUCAGCUAAAACUGGUGGGGCAGUGAUACAAGGGUUCCUUCAGCUCAAGACACAUCGUAAAACUUGGGUGAAGCGAUGGUUUGCUCUACACACGGACUUUGUUCUGUACUCAUUCAAGUGUGAAGCAGAUGACCAUGCACUAACUGCUACUCCUGUACCUGGAUUUACUGUUACACAUUUGCAAGGUACAAGAAAUGAGAGUGGCAUUAGCGAAAAGGAAAAGGAGAGAGCGUUUAAGUUGUAUCACUCCAAGAAGCAUUAUAUAUUUCAAGCAGCAUCUAAAGAAGAUUCUCAAAGAUGGGUGGCAGCUUUAAAGAAAGCAUCACAGGCAGAGUUACCAUCACCGGUUCAAUGACGAGAGCGGCAGGUGAUCGAGGCCCUUAUUACAUGUCUGUGAGAACAACCAUAAAUGCACAUACACAAACACUUAUUUACACACACUCAUUUCCGAUGUUGAAAGGGUAUAGGGCUUACAGUGUUAAUUCCUAAUUAGUAAAGUUCAGUAUUCAUAUUUUGAAAAUAUUUGAAAAUGAAGCACAGUGAUUUUUCAUUUUUAUGGUGAAAGAAAUUGAGCACUUAAAUUAUCUUUUCUUCAUUGUUUGACAUAAGGGUUGAAUUUAUAAAGUACUGUAGAUUACUUAUAUUUAUGUCUUAGCUUUUCUUGUUAUAUUUGUCAGUGGAUUGUAAAUAUAAUUUUUGCAUUAUACAAUACUCUCAUAUGUCUAUAAUUAAUUGAGUAUAAGAGCCUGAGUGCAAUUUGAUAAAAUUCUACCAAAGACAAACAAAUCUUAUCAUUAUUAAAAAAAAAACAGUUAAGUGAAAAUGUAAAGAUUUUAACCUUUUCAUUACUGCUUUUUUUUAACCCUCCUUUAGUCACUUUUAGUGCUUCCAUAACUCCAUCCUAUCAUUCAUUUUGGUCAUCUCUUGUCUCAUCUACUAUUCAUCUCAGAAUUAUACACUUUAUACAAAUAUUUUAAUUCCCAUUCUCUCAAUGUGUUCACACUCUUAAUCAGCUUUGUUCAACCCUACUUUCAAUUUUAGAUUUCUGUCUGAUUUCUAUGUUGUUUAUUCUUUACAUCCUGUUCUCCCGAUAUACUGCUGAAAAGCACAUCAGUUUUCUUGUCUCAGACUUGCUUUUCCCUUUUGCAUCCAGUCUGUGCUUUGCUCCCAUAUAUUGUAGUGAUGUCAGCUCUUCUAUGCAUCCCCAGCCUUACUUCCUCUAACACAGAUUACUCUCUGCAUACAUUUAUAUCUUGGUGUAGCUGUGAGUUUCUUUCCCUCUGCUAUUUUAUAAUUUAAUAAGUCACACUGAUUUAUUAAUAUAUACAUCAACUCUCAGAUAUCUGAAAAAUCACUUUUCCUUCAUUCUGUACCAAUUCAAGCUCAAAGUUUUUCCUCCUCUCUCCCUCCUCUAUUUUCAUCACUUUGAUUUUGUUCACACCACUGUUAACAUUAACCUAGUAUAUACUUCCAAACUCAUAUUAUUCCUGUUUCUGUCCUGGGUAAUUGUUCUUCUGAAUCACCCAUUUGGGCAGUAUUGUCAGCAAACAGCAGCCGAUUCAUUUUCCUUUUGCAAUUUGUAUUCUUAUUUAGCAAACUUGCUUUUCUGUCCAGUUCUCCUGCUUUCAUGUCACUUGAACAACUGUGACAACAUGUUUUCUCUCUGUAAUACACCUACCUGGUACAUCUACUAUGAACCAGUUUUUUUUUUUUUUUUUU